AUGGCGUUCCCUCAGUCCAGACCUAAGGCUCCCCAGCUUCCUCAGCAUCUUCUCAGGACCAUCGACUGUCAGCAGGGCGCUGUCAGGGCGGUUCGCUUCAACGCUGAUGGGAGCUACCUGAUGUCUUGUGGCAGUGACAAGUCUCUAAAGCUGUGGAGUCUGAGCAGAGGGACCCUGCUGCAGUCGUACAGUGGCCACAGAUACGAGGUUCUGGACGCUGAUGGCUCUUAUGACAACAACUUAAUUUGCACCUGCAGCUCAGACAAGACUGUGAUCCUGUGGGACGUCCCCACGGGACAGGUCACACGCAAACUCAGAGGUCAUGCCGGGAAAGUCAACUGUGUCCAGUUUAACAAGGACCCAAAUGUAAUCUUUUCUGGGUCCAUAGAUGGGACAGUUAGGUGCUGGGACAUCAGGUCCAGAGGACAUGAGCCCGCCAUGAUUUUGGACGAUGCCACGGACGGCGUCAGCAGCCUGAAGGUGAUGCAACACGAGCUGCUCACAGGAUCUUUGGACGGCAAUCUGAGGCGCUACGACAUGAGGAUCGGUCAGCUGUACGAGGACUUCAUCAACAGUCCCAUCACGUGCGUUUGUUUCAGUCAAGACGGUCAGUGCACGCUGAGCUCCAGUUUGGAUUCAAAGCUCCUACUACUGGAUAAGAGCACAGGGGAAAUGUUGGGAAGGUUUAAAGGACAUAAGAUGAAGGACUACAAGCUGGACUGCUGUCUCACUAAUAAAGACACACAUGUCCUGAGCUGCUCUGAGGACGGGCACGUCUACUGCUGGGACCGGGUUGAGGGCUCUUUGACCUUGAAGCUGUUCGUGGGAGAAGCUGUGGUCCAGUCGCUGUCCUUCCACCCCACAGAGACGUGCCUCCUCACCGCCAUGGAGGGGCGUGUCCAGGUAUGGGGGGCGGAGCCAGAGGAGGACGUGGGAACGCAUUCGCCGACGUGGAACACCCUCUCUGAGCAUCUCGGAGAGCUCUACGUGCACCUCUGA
This is a messenger RNA of Limanda limanda (common dab), 999 nucleotides long. Its product is annotated as WD repeat domain-containing protein 83-like. Gene Ontology annotation, biological process: mRNA splicing, via spliceosome. The transcript is spliced from 9 exons. Gene Ontology annotation, cellular component: catalytic step 2 spliceosome. NCBI's taxonomy places the organism in Eukaryota, Metazoa, Chordata, Actinopteri, Pleuronectiformes, Pleuronectidae. The record is from RefSeq and is a predicted model, not a curated record. Gene Ontology annotation, molecular function: protein binding. The coding region runs from base 1 to 999 and encodes 332 amino acids.